This is a messenger RNA of Dermatophagoides farinae (American house dust mite), 3398 nucleotides long. RefSeq lists its product as uncharacterized. NCBI's taxonomy places the organism in Eukaryota, Metazoa, Arthropoda, Arachnida, Sarcoptiformes, Pyroglyphidae. The record is from RefSeq and is a predicted model, not a curated record.
AUGGCCAAAUUUGAAUUCAAAGAAUCAAUCUCUGUCAUGACAUAUGGUGUGUAUGAUUUAAUUUGUAUAAUAAUUUAUCCUACUCAAUACAUUGGAUACAUUGAAAUGAAUGUACGCAUGCGCGCUCUGAGAUUGUUUUGUUUUCAUUUUUCAUGUGGCAAACAUUUGAAAAGAAAAUUACUAGAUUCAAUAAUGGAGUUAGAUCCGAAUGAUGAUCUUUAUCAACAAUUUAUCAAUUCAUUUCAACAAAGUGAUUUAGAUCGAUUAUUUGCCGAUGAUGACGAUGAUCCAAAUGACCAGGAUUAUAAUGUAUAUCAGGAUGUCUGUAAUAUUGAUGAUUUCAAAGAAUUUCUUGAUUUUUUCGAUGAAACAUUCAAAAACACACCGGCCACCGAUAAUGGCAAAGAACCGAGUCAAACAAAACUGAUCGACCAAACCAAAUCCGACUGUGAUAAGCAGCAACAUUCAUUUUCGAAUAAUCAAUUAGAAAUUCUUUAUCAUCAGCUAAGUUUUCACACUCAAUUACUUACACAGGAUUGGAUCCUAUCCAUUCGUUAUGAUGAUGAUGAUGAUAAUAAAAUCCAAAACGGAUAUAGGAAAAUGCUUGAAGAAUUGAAUGAAUUAUCUUUAAAGAAUGAUAGGAAUGUUUUACGAUUGAUUCGAAAUCUUGAACCGGCUAUUCAACUGAUCGAACACGAUGGUGAUGAUAUUGUUGAAAAGGAACGUAACUCCAAUUUCGGUACAGUAUUGACAUCUCAGCUAAAAUCAUUUCUAAUCAAACAUCGUGAUAUAUUCCCAUUUGGAUGGGCAUUACCAUCUCGACCUUUUUUAUCACGUAACAAAUCCACACAGACAAUAUUCACUGAAGCUGAUGAUCAUCUAAUUGCAUUUGGUUUUGAGAAAUUUUUUCUUUCAAAUCGUAAAUCGACUCGUAAUAAUUCUGUUUAUAAAUAUAUUCAUAAUAAUCUGUUGCCAAUUCAUUCGGAACAUUCAAUAUGUCAUCAUGUCAAAUAUUUAAAGCUGAUGAAAAUUAAAAAAAUUAACCAACAAUUAAUUGACCCACAAAAAUAUGAUAAAUGGUUCACUAAUCCAAUUGUUUAUUAUUUUCGGGAAAAUAAACUGCUUCCAUUUAAUCGAUAUUUUAGCAAAGAAAAUUUAUCGAAUAUUUAUCAUUUAUAUCCAUUGCCAGAUUGGUAUCAGAAAUAUAUGGAUAAAGAUGAUUCAAUCAAUCCUAUACUCUAUAUUGAUGAUUCAAGGAAAAAUAAUAACAAUGAUCAACAUUGUAAUGAACAACAGAAAGCCAAAUCAACGACGAGUUUAUCGCCAUCAUCAUCAAGUAAAUAUCAAACAAUCGUACCUAAACCAGAUUCGAAUGGUAAUUUACCAAUUUUCGCAUUACCUGGCCAACAAACUAUAUAUGCCGAUGGCACAAUCAUACAAAAUAUUUUGACUAAUCAAAGUUAUUCAUUCCAUACAAUUGCCAGUCUAACACCAAAACGAAUAUAUAGAAAAUCAAAUCAUUACAAAUCAUCAAAGAAUGAUGAACAUUCUAUGAUUUCUAAGCCAUUACAAAUCUGUCCAUCAACACAAGAAUCCUUGGAAGCGAAUUGGCCCGUUGAGAAUGAUGAAAUUAUUAGUGAUAUAGUUCCAAAUCAACCAGAAAUACCCGCUAGUCGCGCAUCCCCAAAGAUAUCGGCGGACGAAAAUUGUGACGAUUAUGCAGAAUUCGAAGACAUUGAAAUUGAUGAUAACAAUAAUGAUGAUGUGGAAAUUGAUAAAGUUGAUGAUGAACACGAUCAUGCUAAAAAUGUUGUCGAAGAAGAAGACGAGGAAGACGAUGAAGAAGAAAUCGAAGAUGAAGAUGUUGACGAUGAUGGUGAUGAUGAAGAAGAUUUGAUGGCAUUAAUGGAGGCCAGUUGGACAACUGUUGCCAAUAGUCAACAUGGUAAACAACCACAACAACGAUCACACCAAGAUCAAGAUGAUGUUGGACGUAUUAAUCGACGAAAAUCCGAAUUAUUAGCUUUGCAACGGGAAUCAUCCCGAUAUAUUAUUGAACAUUCGACCGGUGGUGCAUCAUCGAACAUCGAUUCGAUUAAUGAUCGUCUAAUCAGCUAUUAUCUAAAACGUAGUCGUAAAUUACUUGUAUAUGAUGAAGAUUAUUUCCGAUUCUUGGAAUUAAUUUCCAAUUUCAAUGAUCAACCGUAUUCACAUGAAAAAAUGUAUAAUCAACUUCGUGAAUUUCUUUUCGAAAUUCGUUGUAAAUAUGCUGAACAACAUGCUGACAAUGCUGUCCUCAGACAACAAGUUCUCGAUGGUUUCGAUGAAUUAAUCGAAUUAUUACUGUUGUUGGUGUUGUUCUCUAUCGAUCGAUCUGAUAGCAAUCACUAUUUGAUGAAUAAUCGAUCAACAUUUGAAUAUCUACAUUGGCAACGAACCUUGGAAUUUUUCCGUAAACUUGAACUAUAUCUAUCAUUCGUCUAUGAUGGCCAUCCAAAUCAACAACAAAAUUGUGUGCAGAAAAUGAUCCGUUUAUUAAAUCAAUCAUUGUCACAACAUAAACAUACAUCCAGUGAACAACGAACAAAAAUCAAAACAUCUGUAUCGAAAAUUCUCAGUAAUCAUCCGCUUUUAAUGAAAGAAUUUUCCUCGCUAUUCCUAGAAGAUUCACCAUCCGAUCAUCUUUAUAGUGAUGCUGAAGAUUUUGAUGAAUUCACCAUUCCAACCGAUAUUGAAAUGGACACGGAUGUUGUUGUCGUUGUUGAUGAUGAUGAACUUUCUAUUGAAAAUUGUACGAUUCCAAUCGAUCCGAAUGAUUCGAAAUAUGGUACGAAUGAAUGUCCAUGUAGGGAAUGUCAUCAUCAAACGACCGAAACAACGACAACAACAGCAGCCAACAAUCAUUGUACAAUGUGUUCGAUUCGAUUCAUUUCUGGUCGGAUCUAUCUGCCACAAAUAUCAACGAAUUCGAAACGUCUACAAUUAGUUGAGUACGUUCAUCAACGACAUCAACAACAGUCAUCAUCUUCUCCAUUACGAACAAAUAAAUUGGAUUGGAACAAACUGACAGUACAAACACCGGCUUGGACAUUGGAAGAGGAUCGAAUAUUAUUACAAACCUGUAGAUCAAUGAUUGUCGAUUUUAAUAUAACCAAAUUGACAGAAAGUAUCAUUGAUCGUUUGGCCAUUAAAUUAGCAAAUGAAAAUGUUUUCAAUCAAAAACGAACUUUCACAGAUAUUGCAGAACGACUGAGACAUUUGAUUGAAAUUCUUACUUGUUGAUUGAUUUUGAUUUUGAUUUGAUAAUUUGAUGAUUAUGUUAUGUUUAUUAACCUUUUUUACUUUGAAUAAAUUUUUGCACUUUAAAUAAUAAAAGCGAAAGCGAUUGUAUUUUUGCA